CUGGGACAGCUGGGAGCCGAGUCAGAAUCAGGGCAGGAUGAGCCCUGGCAGCCCCAAAACCCCCUGAGCGAGCCAAAGCAGGAGGCGGGAGAGGGGGGAUCCCCAGGACCCACGGGCCCCCAGCAGCUCUGAGAAGAGGGACCCCCAUAACCCCAGAGUAAGGACACUGGGAACAGGGAAGCCCUGGGAGAGUGUUUUUGGAGUCCUUCUUGAUUUGGAGGAUUUUAUGGACACCAGACAGACGGUAACUUCUGGAGAUGGACAGCAGGACCUUCAAAGCCAAUGCACUCACAGAAUGUCUUUCCCACACCAGGAAUUCCCAGUGCCAGACUUUGGCUGGGUAGAGGAGGAGAAGGCUGUGAGGAAGAGGAGGAUUCCUGCGGAUCCCCAGGCAGGUGAGGAGGAAGUCAGUGCCCCUUUGCCCCUCUCUCCUGGCUCCAUCUCCCAGCCCAGCCUGGCCCCGGCUGCAGGACAACCCCGCUGCCGACGCCGUCCUGCCGGGGGUGCACUGGGGGGAUCUCCUUGCCCUUCCCUCUGGCACGGAGGCAAAUCCCAUCCUGUCCUUGUCCUUCCUCCCCCAGACAAGGAGCCCAGGGAGGACAAAUCCCCUCAGCAGAACCUCGUGGAAGAGGCUGUUUUGAGCAGCCCCAUGGCACAGGAAUGCAACAGGGAGGAAAAGCCCCGGAGAUCCCGCCCGAGGAGGGGCUCCAAACCCAUGCCAGGGUGCUCCGAGGAGGAAGGACCCACCCUGUGCCAGGAAGGCAGCCAGAGAUGUGGCCAGAGCUCUGAGCUGGUGGUGCAUGAACAGCUUCACAAUGGCAAGAAGCUGCACCAGUGCUCGGAAUGUGGGAAGAGUUUCUGUGCAAAGUCCAGCCUGGUCCGGCACCAGAAGAUCCACACUGGGGAACGGCGCUGUGAGUGUGGGAAAUGUGGGAAGCGCUUCAGAGACACCUCUGGCCUGAUGAUCCACCUGAGAGUCCACACUGGGGAACGGCCCUAUGAGUGUGGGGAGUGUGGGAAGAGCUUUGCUGACAGGUCCAGCCUGAACUCCCACAAGAGGAUCCACACUGGGGAACGGCCCUAUGAGUGUGGGGAAUGUGGGAAGAGCUUCACUGAAAGCUCCAACCUGAUUGUCCACCAAAGGAUCCACACUGGGGAACGGCCCUAUAAAUGUGGAGAAUGUGGGAAAGACUUCAGAAAGAGCUUCCACCUCAAAUGCCACCAGAUGAUCCACACUGGGAAAUGACUGUGUGUGUGGGCAGUGCAGGAAGAGCUUCUGUGACAGCUCUGGCCUGAUCAUGCAGCAGACAGUGCACACUGGGGAAUGCCCCUACACGUGGUCAGAAUGUGGGAAGAGCUUCAUCCAGCACUCCAAGCUGUUUGUCCACCGGCAGAUGCACAGCGGAGAGAGGCCCUAACAGUGUCCUGAGUGUGGGAAGAGCUUGUCCCAGAGCUGUGCCAUGACCCAAGAGCAAUGGAGGCAGCAGGAAGGGAAGCCCUACAAGUGCCCCACGUGCGGGAAGAGCUUUGUGCGCUGCUCCAACUCCAUCCCCCAUUGGAGGAGCCCAUUGGAUGAUCCCCAGUGAGCCCUGUUGGGCAGAGCCUUGGAGAUCCAUGGUCCUGGUGAUUCAUGGUGGGAAGACAGCUUGCUGGUGGUCUCCACAUCUUCCUGGGCCCCUGGGGGCACCUGGAUAUAAAAGGAGCUCAAGGGGACGUGGCCAUGGAUGGUGACAUGGACAUGGAUGGAGACAUGGGGGUGACAUGGACACGGGUGGGGACAUGGAGGGCCAAGAUUGGGGGCAUGGUGGGGAUACGGGCAUGGGUGGGGACAUCAGGGCACACGGACAUGGGUGGGGACAUGGGGUGAACUUCCAGGGAAUGUGGGGGAUGAUGGGUUUGAGUGAACUCAGGGCUCUUGGGAGGGCCGUGGGGUGCUGUGUCAUGAAACUGAAAUUCCAGAUCAUCCCAGCGUGUGCCGUGGAUCCCAGAGGGGAAUUCCCAAGGCUCCCAGGGUGCCGGUUCUGCCCUGCUGCCCAGGGGAGCUGUGCCCAAGGGGCAGGUGACAAGGUCCUGAAGCUGUGUAGGCUGACAAAGCAGACAGCAAAGGUUGGUUUGCUGGACAUUUUCCAGCCCAUUGCCAGCUCCAAGCAGAGGGAAGAAGAAAAGGAAAGUGAGUCCCUGACAGAAUCCCAGAACCAUUGCAGUGGGAAGGGCCCCUGGCCAUGGGCUGCAGUGCCAGGAGGGAGAGACGCCUCUACCCCAGUGAGGUGCAAAUGAGACCACAGCAGCAGAGCCUAUGGAUUUUUUUGCAGAUUUAUUUUAUUGAAUAAUUGAAUAAACAAUCUUGUAGUAGUUGGAUUUCACUAUAAUUUAUUUGCUUUAAUUGCAAAAUUGUAAUUGCUUGUAAAUAAAUAUGAUGCCUUCUAAAGUGCUUUGAAGUAGGAGAAAUUUGUAAGUUCUUGUGAUCAGUGUAAAAGGGGAAGCAAGGCUUUCACAAGAGUAAGUGGGCUUGCAAAGGAUGUAUUUUAAGAUAUAAUUAUUUUUGCAAUAUAUAUGUCCAAGAUAGCAGAAACGGAGAGCAGAAGAGCAUAAAAGGAGAAAUAGCAAAACCCCUUAAAGUGGCAUCAGAAGACCACCCUGGACCUCCAAAGUGUUCAACUCUUGAAGUGUGCAAGGUUGCAGAAAAUCUGAAUUAAGAUUGUGGUCAACCAGCUCAAACUAAAUCUGCUAAAUCACUUGAGGAAAUAAUACAUCUGCAACGGUAUAAAAGACUGCAGACUGAAGCAGUGGGUGUGUACUGGCUUUGCCAGGCCCCUGCAUCUUUUGCUUUCUGUUUUAUCCCUUAUUAUCCUUUAUUAAAAUGCUUAAAAAUGCUUCAUUUUUAACCCUGAACAAGAAAUGUGAGGUAGAGAAAUAGGAAAGAGGUGUCAAAGAGCAAAAGAAAUAGAAAUUCCUCUGGCUGGGACUGCGCAGCUGCGGGGCAGAGCUGCAGCACCCAGUGCUCCCCACUUCCACCUUUUAAAAAUGACAUUAUUUUAUAAAAAUAACAUUGGCAUCUCAUUUAUGUAUUAGCUUUUGCAUGUUGUUAUUGAUCAUAAGUAUUUAGAUAUGGUACAAAUUGUACGUCUUUUUAUCUCCUUGAUAAUACAGUGUAAUAUAUCACUUUAAGUAGGAACUGUAUUGCUCAUAGAAAUAGUAGUGUAAUAAAUAUAAUGUCUGUGUAUUGCUUACACAAAUAAUGCUGUGAUGAACGGAUUGUACUCUAGACCUUAGCAAAACAGAAGCUGUGGAAAGGCUUUUGUGUGAGUAGGAAGAAGAGUGUGAGGCCAUGCACUGCCUGCCCUGCCCAAGGGAUAACAGUGACACAAGACAGAGCACCGGAGGAGACUGGGGGAGAGCUCGUUAACUCCUGUGAUCAGAAAAGUGUGAAACACCAAGGAUGAAAUCACGGGAAGGAAUCAAAUUGAUUAACUUGAUCUCAGGAUGUCACACGGGUGAGUCAGGAUGGGAAACCUGAACACGAAGAGCCUCUGCAACAUCCAAGGCUCUGGGGACUGUUUAAACAGUGUAUAAGCUAAUGGAUAUGCAUGUAACCCCAGCAAUAUAACAGUAUAUGGAGAACAUGAUUUUAAGGGGUUUUUUGUUGCUCUUUGGCCGUUCGUCAAAAGCCCCCAGCGCUGGAAAUACUGCCCUUCUUUUACCCUGUUAUUAAACUUUUUAAAAAUUCUAGAGUGAGCUUUGUUUUUCACAAGGAGCAGUGAAGCUCCUUUGGAACAAGCUUUUUUUGUCUCUGCUGCCCCUCUGGCACCAGGAACCCACCCGGGAGCUGCCUGGGACCCAUCUUGGAGCCCUCCUGCAGAUUUUCCCAGGAACUGCCCCAGGAACUCCUCCAGCAGCCACACAGGAAUGAGAGGAAAGAUGUGUGCUAAUGUCUUUACAUCAAUGUCUUUACAAAAUAAUUUGACGGGUGAAGGUUAUGGGUGUUAAGGUCUUUGGAACCUUAAUGUCUCCACUGACAUUGGGCAGCAGGUUCAGUCGAAGAGCCCAGACAGAAGCAGACAAGGGUCUGCACCAGCCUGGACUGCUGAACUUUGGGGUAAAAGGACAGGUUCAAGGGGGAAUUUGUGGUUGGUGGCUUGGGAAGGCUGUACCUUCCUUCAGACAAUGGGAAAAGGAAGAGGGCAACGUGCUGCUGGCAGUUUAGGAUAAAAGGAGGCUGCGUCCUCUGAAAGCUGGAGAAUGAAAAACCCCAUCGACUUGUGACCUGGUGGACUCUCUCCUUUAUUCGAAUAAAGUUGAAGGACUCCUCUGUCUCCUUUUUGAAUAUAAACCUCUGGCAUUUGUGGAUUUUCCUGACAAGGUCUACCCAGAAAUCCAGGAAACACAAAGAAACUCCAUGGUUAGCACACUUUAAAAUGACACCAAACUUGACGAGGUUUUCCAGGUUCAGCACAGACUUUCUGUUCAGCACUAUCAGAGCACAAGGCAGAGCUCCUCGGGCUACUGGGACCAGCACCACUGGAACUGCAG
Messenger RNA from Prinia subflava (tawny-flanked prinia), 4530 nucleotides. RefSeq names its product zinc finger protein 397-like. The record is from RefSeq and is a predicted model, not a curated record. Gene Ontology annotation, molecular function: RNA polymerase II cis-regulatory region sequence-specific DNA binding; DNA-binding transcription factor activity, RNA polymerase II-specific. Gene Ontology annotation, biological process: regulation of transcription by RNA polymerase II. Bases 227 to 1246 code for a protein of 339 amino acids. Lineage: Eukaryota; Metazoa; Chordata; Aves; Passeriformes; Cisticolidae. The transcript has a single exon.